This is a messenger RNA of Oldenlandia corymbosa var. corymbosa, 1942 nucleotides long. The record is from the annotation of a GenBank genome assembly. NCBI's taxonomy places the organism in Eukaryota, Viridiplantae, Streptophyta, Magnoliopsida, Gentianales, Rubiaceae.
CUUAUAUCAACAUUUAUGGAAAAAAGCCGAAUCUCGGCAUUAGCAGCGCGUAGGCCUUCAACAGAGCUGAAGUGAUCAACUAUACCACACCUUCCCAAAUUCGACUUCUUUCCCGGCAGAAAGAGUGAACUUGCCCAACGAGGGCGUUCCGAGACCAAUGCUAUCAAUAAGAAGGAUAGACUCUUUCUACUCCCGAGGCAAUCCAACCUUGGGUACGAGCGAUAGACAUUCAAUUCACGCGCAGCCAACCCCGUCGUUAUGGCUUCAACCCCUUUUCCUUAAUUUAAUAAAGUAACUUGCGUGCGUUUUGUUUUCUCGGUCAAAUGAGUUGAAAAGAGAUUUGAGCUCUACGACGUCCAUUGAAAUCGACACCUUUUUUUGCCCUUGCUUAGCUCGAAUAAAAGUACGAUAUUCAAAGUAGAAAGAAGUCCUGCUCUGCCGCCCGUGUUAAGCCAAGUGAGUUUACUUCGUUUGUGCCAUCUCGGUCCAGUUUAGAAUUGACCUCCAUUUUAAAUCCCGCUUCCUUGUUAGCUAGGAACCCCUCCUCUAUGAAGCAGAGAAUGAUCGAUCGAAGACGAGAAGAUAGAAGAAGAUCUUUUAAGCAUCGGUUGCGACAUCGAAUGAGACUUAUCCAGGAGCAAAGACUCGGUUGUCUUUCGUCUUUGAAGAAGUCAAACGCCGCCUAGAAAGAGGCUACGAAGCGGUCGAGGUUGAGUGAAGACCAGUGGUUGCGAAUAUUUAAUUCCAUGUGCUAGAUAUCCUGCUUCUUUGAAUCAUUCAUGGGUAGGCCAUGUAACCAUGCCUUUGGGUGCUGUUCCUUCUUCGUUACAACAAAAGAUCAAGAUGCCAAGAGAUGGGGAAUUCUUACUAUCCAUGGAGAUGCUGAUAGGGAGACAACUUUCUUCGAGGUGAAGGAUGACAAUGCAGGAUUUAAUCUAACCGGGUUCCAGUUUGUUAAUGCUAUAGAAAGGGUGCCCCCUUUAUUUUUAUCCUAUGCAAAUCAUUACGUGGCUCAUAUAGAGAUGGGACAUUUCCCUGGACUUGGCUUGGGGGGAGAAAGAGCAAGGGGUCACCAAACUUUGUGAAUCACAAGGCAACUUAUAGGCUGGGUUAUGUUCCAACUGAAGAGGACAAGGCUGCCUAGGUAGAUGGGUGAAAGAGAGAAGAGGGUUUGCCCCCAUAUUCCAAAAGAAUGGCAAUUUUUAAAAAAGAGAAGGUUCCAAUUUUCCUUUAUGUGUUUUUCCAGAGCCGUGGUACGAUCCGAGGAGCGGGAAAUGUUAUCCAGAAUUGGAGGUCUUCGCUGAUGUGGAGGUCAAUUGGGUGGUGGAGGUACCUGUUCAGCUUGUGCUUGUUGAUCCAAAUUUUCAUUAACAGGAGCCUCAUCAUUAGUUGCAUCAUCUUGAGCUUCAGGUUCAUCUCCCCCGUGAUCAUCACGAACAUAAGGAACAGGGUCUUACUAUAGAUACGAAUCUCCAUUCGGUGGCUCUGGAUCUACCUCUUUUCAUCGGUUCUUAUUUGGAUAAGCUGCAGGAUCAACGGCUGGAUCGGCUGGAACUACACUGGGCUAUGGAACUAAAAUGGAAGCUAGAGAAUGCUGGAUCAACCGGCGAGACUUACUGUGCCGAGAGCACCAAUAGAUAGCCAUGCUAGAUCCCUCAACAACCGUAGUUUCCCUCGUUUUCAGAGGGUUUAAUAGUAGGAAUUCUUCAAGGGGGUUGAAAACACUCGCAUAGAUUCCUGAUUAGGGCCACCCUUCGAAUUCUGAUUUAAAGACGCUCUCAAGAAAGUUUCUUUUAUAAGACCUGAAUGGAGCCUUUUAACACGAGUUAGAUAUUGAAGGUAGUAGAAGUGAUGUGUGGGAUACAUAUACCUUUCAAAGCAUCGGAAAUGGAGGUUUAAGGAAAAUGUUUCCCCUGUUCAGCGGAAUUGUGAUCGCUUAGCC